This is a messenger RNA of Mucor velutinosus, 1686 nucleotides long. RefSeq lists its product as uncharacterized. Gene Ontology annotation, cellular component: TRAMP complex. Gene Ontology annotation, molecular function: zinc ion binding; RNA binding. Gene Ontology annotation, biological process: nuclear polyadenylation-dependent snoRNA catabolic process; nuclear mRNA surveillance of mRNA 3'-end processing; nuclear polyadenylation-dependent rRNA catabolic process. The transcript has 3 exons. The coding region runs from base 1 to 1686 and encodes 561 amino acids. Lineage: Eukaryota; Fungi; Mucoromycota; Mucoromycetes; Mucorales; Mucoraceae. The record is from RefSeq and is a predicted model, not a curated record.
AUGUAUGAUGACGAUGAAGAAGAGUUAGAGCUGCUGAGGCAGUACGAGGACAAGGAUCUAGCUGAAGACGAUGACAACAAGUCAAGCGAUGAUAUGGACAGUGACCUAGAGGAUAAGAUCAUGAGCAUGGUGCAAUAUGGUUCUGGCAUUUCGAAAAAGAAGGCACCAGCUCCAGUACUGCCAUCUACAAAGACACAAGACGUCAGUCCUUCUGAGCAGAACAAUGUACAACCAAAAGUUGUUUAUGCACCUGUAGAUAGCGAUAUUGAGGAUCCACAAAAGACAGCUGUUUCAUCAGCCAACAUAUAUCAAAUCGAUGAGAGCGAUUCUGAGGACGACGCACCUUCUAAGGCUGUCUAUAGCGAUGAGGAUGAAGAUGAGGACGAGGAAAGGGAAGAGGAGGAAGAUAUUGGAGUUCCCGAACUCACUGCUGAUAUUCCAGCCAAGAAAACAAUCGAUCAGCCUCAAGUAACCCGGUUUAUUAAUUUGGAUGAGGAAGAGAAGCGUUAUAUGGAUGAUGAAGACACAUCAGAGGAAGAGGCAGAACUAGAGUCUAAGCUGCAGCAACUGAUUGAUGAUCAGAUUUACAAUCGUCAAAGCAAGAGGCGUUUUCAGGAGAGACCUGUGCGAGUGUGCUUCAACUGUCAUACACCUGGACACGAACGCAUUGACUGUAAAAUUUGCAUGGAUUGUGGUAUGCUCAAGCAUAAGGACUCUCGUUGUGUAGGUGCUCGUUACUGCUCCAAAUGUAAAUUCCGUGGUCAUAACGCUAUCGACUGUACCAAUGCGCGAACAUACGAGAGCUGCAGACAUUGUGGUGCAACCUAUCAUCAUUCAGACAUGUGUCCUAGUUUGCUGCAUACGUAUGUAGGUGAGGUGCCUGCCAAAUCCACACCAGUCGCUUGGUGUUACAAUUGUACUGAGAGGGGCCAUUACGGUGAUGAGUGUCCAGAUUUACCACAAUACAAGACCACACUGCCUUCUGCAUUCUCCAAUUUAAGUCUUGGUUUAGGCAGUCGAUUCGAUCCCAAAAAGGCCAAGAAAUCAUCCUCAUCAUAUCACGGAUCAACGUAUACAGCCAACAAGCACCAAAGAUGGUCAGAUUCCAGUCGAGAGAGUAGUCCUCGAUAUGAUCAUCGCGAUAGUAAAAAGCGAUCCAGAUACAGUUACAAUGACAGCGACGAUGACUAUAGCAACUCGAGGUACACGAGACGAGACAAUGCGUCUUCUUCAAAGCACAGCAAUAACGGUAACAACAGCAAAAAGAGACAAAAGGUCAAUAAUCAAGGAUUAGAUGGCUUCUUUUCUCAUCAACAGCAGCAAGCAUCCUCCUCGUCAUCGAGAAACAACAACAACAGCAAGCAGAAUAAUAACGGUAGAUCUGGCAAUAGCAACUGGAAAGCCAUGAACAACAACUCUUUACCUCAACCAACUCGAUCAGGCACUGUCAAAGUCAAUUCAUAUAGCAGACAGCAACAACAACAACAACGUCAAGACUUUGGUGAUUUCCCUCGCGGCAAUAACAAUACGAAUAGUCUUCCAAGGCCAACCUCAAGUGGUGUGAUUGAUUUGACGGGUGAGAGUAACAAUAGCAAUAAGAACAGCAACAGAGGAGGCGGAGGCGGAGGCGAGUAUUCAAGCAACAGAAAACCUAAAUACCAUGGGGGAUACAGUCGUAAUCGAUAA